Molecule: messenger RNA, 3903 nt
Organism: Diabrotica virgifera virgifera (western corn rootworm)
Lineage: Eukaryota; Metazoa; Arthropoda; Insecta; Coleoptera; Chrysomelidae
Product: ATP-binding cassette subfamily C member 4
Exons: 11
Coding region: 89-3889 (1266 amino acids)
Biological process (GO): transmembrane transport
Cellular component (GO): membrane
Molecular function (GO): ABC-type transporter activity; ATP binding; ATP hydrolysis activity
Source: RefSeq, a predicted model, not a curated record
AUAAAGAACUGGCUGAUAUUUACUUCUUCUUGAUAAGAUAUUUAGUUUAAUUGGAGUCUAGUCAGUCAAUGUUAAGUAUCUGUGAACAAUGGAUCAUUGUCAAAGAGAGAGGAGAAAACCUAAUCCUAGAGAGACAGCUAACAUCUUCUCUUUUUUAACUUUUGCAUAUGUUGGAGGAUUGUUUCGAAAAGCAGGUAAAGCUGACCUCACUGAGGAAGACAUUUUUGAAGUCAUCACAAACUGUAAGUCAAAAACUUGUGGUGAUUAUUUGGAACAAGAAUGGAUGAAUGAGAAAAAAUUGGAGAAACAUCCUUCGUUGGUCAGAGUACUAUGGAAUUGUUAUGGUUUGAAAUAUCUUCUGCUUGGCUUUAUUGAUUUUGUAGUUUGUACAUCAAGGAGUAUCAUGACACCUUACUUCAUAAGUCAUUUGGUUGGAUACUUCUCGCCAGGACAAACGACAUAUACUCGAGAAGAUGGAUACUUUUAUGGAUAUUCCUACCUGAUAUAUAUCUGUGUGGACACUGUUUAUAAUCAUCAGUAUUUGUUGUGGGUCCAAACGCUUGGAAUGGAAGUGAGGACUGCAUUUGCAUCUUUGCUAUACAGGAAAGCUCUGAGGUUAUCACCUGUCGCUGUAGCAGAAACCUCUUUGGGAAACAUCGUAACACUGAUAACAAGAGACGUACAGUCGUUUGUCGCAGUAAUUUUUACCAUCAAUGAUUUGUGGAUUGCUAUAACACAGACAGUUAUUAUAUGUUACAUGCUUUACUCUAAAAUUGGAAUUGCCUCGUUCGUGGGGAUUGGAAUUUUGUUAUCAUCUAUCCCUUUACAAGUACUUAUAACUACUUUCAUUGCAAAAUGUAGGUUGGCAGGAUGUAAAAAAACUGAUGAAAGGUUGCAGCUUACUCAAGAAAUUCUUACGACGAUAAAAAUAAUCAAAAUGUAUACUUGGGAAAACUUCUUUUCCAGAAAAGUUUCACAGGCCAGGAAAGUCGAAAUGAAAAAGCUUACAUUAGCAUUCUACCUCAAAAGAGUUCUAAUCCUUAACGGAAUAUUAUUUACAAACCUCGGUUUCUUCAUGGUUAUCUUGGCCACAAUUUGGACAGGUGUAUCAACCGACACAACAGUGAUUUUCUUCGUCCUGUCUAACUUCAGAUACCUUAGAGGAUGGUUGGGAGGAGCAGUUCCAUUUGGUUUAGGCUUAGGGAGCGAGUUCGUAGCAUCAUUUAAGAGAAUAUCUAAAGCACUAAAUGCUGAAGAAUUAAAUAAAGAUCAACACAGUGAGCAACUCAUAGAAAAACCGCGUGUAGAGCUCGAUGAAAUCUCAGUGCAACUCAAAGGAGAACCAGUUUUGGACAAUGUUUCCUUUACGAUAACUUCUGGUUUGACUAUGAUUACUGGUGCUGUGGGAUCUGGUAAGAGCUCCAUUUUAAAAGUUAUUCUGAAGGAUUUGCCGUUGACGAAAGGUUUCGUUGAAACACAGGGAAGGAUUUCCUAUGCUUCCCAAGACCCGUGGCUGUUUCCUUCAUCGAUUAGGCAGAAUAUUUUAUUUGGAGAACCAUACAAUGCACAACGGUAUCAAGAAGUAGUCAAGGCCUGUGCUCUUCUAUUUGAUUUUAACCUCUUUGAAAACGGAGACGAGACUAUAUUAACUGACAAUGGUCAAAACCUGAGCAAGGGUCAACAAGCCAGAAUAAACCUGGCAAGAGCAGUAUACAGAAACAGCGAUAUAUACCUUUUAGAUGACAGUUUGACCGCACUGGAUGCUUCAGUUCAAGAUCACAUUUUUCACGAAUGCAUCCAGAAAUUUUUAAAAGGAAAAAUAUGUGUUUUAGUGUGCCAAACAGCUUCUCAGAUAAAAGAAGCUGAUAACGUGAUCAUAAUGGAAAACGGCAGAAUUAAAGACAUGGGUAAACCUACUGCCAGAAUUAUUCAACAAAGUUAUAUGAUAGCAGAUCAGGAUGAUAGUAUAGAAAAAGAAGUCAUUCAUGAUUCCAACCAGCCAACUAUAGAAGAAUCGAGUGAAAAAACGGGACUUAUAGAAGCAGAACAAAGCACAGCAAGAACUAAAAUUUAUAAAGAACAGAAGAAGGAAGGUUCUGUUGAUUGGUACGUGUAUAAAAAGUUCAUGAUUUAUGGAGGAGGAGUAUUCUUGAUUCUUUUGAACAUAGUUAUGAGAGGGUUCACUCAAUUUACUACUACUUCAGCGGAUAGACUUUUAACAAAAUGGGUCGACAAAAAACAAGCAGUCAUGACUAUACAGAAUAGUAUUGCAAACAUCUCAACAGAACAAUUCAGCUACAUGAAUAUAACACUGGAGACUGCUCAAGCCGAGGAACAUACCACUUUUAGGUUCUAUUAUUUAUGUUUACUAGCCUCUUCAUCAUUGGAAUUACUUACGACAUGGCUACUUUUAAGUUUCUGCAAAACGGCUUCGAUCAAUAUCCACAAGGCCUUGGUGUAUCAGAUUAACAAUUCGGUUAUGCGAUUUUUCGAUACCCACUUGAUCGGAAAUAUCUUGACUAGGUUUUCCCAAGAUAUGAUGAAUAUUGAUGAAAGUAUUGCAUAUAACCUGGAUCAGUUUUGCAGGAUGCUGUUCAGUAUGGGUGGAAUAUUAACCCUGACGAUUUUCAUCAACCCUGCAUUUGCAGUAUGUGUCAUUGUUGUGACUAUCAUGUUGUUUUGGGUAAGGAGUUGUUAUUUGCCAGCAGGACGAAGUAUGAAGAGAUUGGAGGCAUCAUCUCGCAGUCCCAUGUUAGGCCAUCUGAACGCCACACUGGAAGGCUUAACUACCGUGAGAGCAUCCAAUGUUCAAUCUAUCCUCAUCGAGGAAUAUGACAGACAUCUAGAUUUAUACACGUCUGCCAAUUUUACUUGGUACAUGAGCUCGAGAGCUUUUGGAUUUUUCGUCGAUAUGCUCAGUAAUUUCUUCUUGAUUUUCAUCAUAAUGGAUUAUCUUUUCUUUAAAAGAGAUAUUACUGCUGGUGAUAUUGGUUUAUCUUUAACGCAGAUUUCGCAAUUAUCUAUAGUACUAACCUGGGGUAUUAGAGUGUUUACCGAAUUGGAAAACCACAUGACGUCACUUGAAAGAGUUAUAGAAUAUACAGAUAUCAAAACAGAAAAGAAGGACGGCACCACAGUUCAAAAUUGGCCCAGUACAGGAAGUAUUUCUUACCAAAACGUAUAUUUGGCAUACGGUGAUAGUGACAGCUUUGUGUUGAAAAACUUAAAUUUUGAAAUUAAACCUGGAGAAAAAAUUGGUGUGGUUGGUCGUACUGGAGCCGGGAAAUCGUCAAUUCUUGCUACUCUUUUUAGGUUGUACGAAGUCAAAGGCAAGAUAAUUAUCGAUGGAGUUGAUAUUAAGACACUGGCUUUGGACUAUUUGAGAAAAAAUAUUGUUGUGAUACCACAAGAUCCGAUUUUAUUUUCAGGAACUAUCAGAUCAAAUCUAGACCCUCUGAAUGAAUUUGAAGAUAAAGAUCUCUGGCAUACACUGGAAAGAGUUGGAAUUAAUACAUCUAUUGUCAGUUUAGAACAACCAAUUAAUAGCAGCAUCAUGAAUUUCAGUUCUGGGCAAAAGCAACUGCUCUGUUUAGCUAGAGCUAUCUUACGUAAGAAUAAGUUAGUAGUAAUGGAUGAGGCCACAGCGAACAUGGACCAUGAGACUGAUAGGAUGUUACACAAGAUUAUUAGUGAUAAUUUUGCUGAUUGUACGGUGUUAACGAUAGCACACAGAUUACAUUCUGUGUUAGUAUGUGAUAAAGUAAUGCUAUUAGAUAGAGGAGAAAUGAAAGAAUUUGAUCAACCCCAAGAAUUACUUAAGAAUAGGAAUGGAAUGUUUUACAAAAUGGUUAAGCAAGCAGGAUUACUAAAUUAUUUAGAUUCUAAAUAAAAUUUAUAUAUCUA